UGUUGUGUAAACACAUGGAGUCGGUCUUGGCGACUGAGAGCUCAGCUCAUUGGGGCCUCUGAGCAGGACAUUUGACGUGUCUGAAGCAGGCGGACCAGAGUUCGCAAGGUGUCAAAAGAAAUUGGUCGUCAUCGUGUCCGUUAGGUAGUUAUGCACAUAGGCGCCAGUGCGAGUAGUGGGUUCAGAGCAUUGUUGCCAGUUGAAGAGAAAGCUGCAAUGCGGCCUGUGCGUGGCUGGCAGGCAGCGCCUUCCUUCCAGGUCUGUGUGUCUGCCCCGAAAGCCGCGCCUUCGCGACUUCCUAGAUACUCGUCCAUUUCACGACUUCCAUCUCGCAUUCUUCCUUCCCGCCCGAAAGUGCUCGACUUUGUGAUUCCAGUUCUACGACAUUCCAGCAAAGCAAGAAAAAGAACUCCGAGCUGUCAACAAAGCCGCCCGACAUCUUCUCCACUCGAACCGAACGCGCAUACCCUUGUUUACAUUUCGAAGCACCCAAAUCGAAGACGACCUCAGCACCACAACGUCGCUAAUUUCCAUCAUUACUCGACCUCCUGCGAUCGCCGUUUUCCUGAUUCCACACCUAUCCUCUAUCCAACAACCGUCUGCGUGUCGUGGUACACCUGACUGCCGCGCCGCCGAUCGCAUCUGUCGCAUCUGUCGCAUCCGUCCUGCACACGCCCUCACCCAGACUCGAGUCAAGCGUGUUGAUGGCAACCUAGCUCUGUCAACCG
This is a messenger RNA of Aureobasidium pullulans EXF-150, 728 nucleotides long. RefSeq lists its product as uncharacterized. Bases 151 to 621 code for a protein of 156 amino acids. The record is from RefSeq and is a predicted model, not a curated record. NCBI's taxonomy places the organism in Eukaryota, Fungi, Ascomycota, Dothideomycetes, Dothideales, Saccotheciaceae. The transcript has a single exon.